AUGCAAACAAAACACGAGAGAAAUGCUUCCCGGAAUAAACAGGACUCUGAUGACAACAACAGCCAUGAAAACCAGUAUGAAGCUAAAUUUAUCAUAGCACUGUGUAGACAUCUUAUUUUGCAAGGUUAUUCAGAGGAUGACAUUACUAUCCUCACUCCUUACUCAGGACAGUUCUUCCUUCUACGCAAGUUCUUCCUUCUACGCAAGCUUCAGCGAAACUGCCGGGAGUGUUGUGAUGUGAGGAUCUGUGUAGUGGACAACUUUCAGGGAGAAGAAAAUAAUAUUAUCCUCUUAUCUUUAGUUCGCAGUAAUUUGGAAGGAAAUGUUGGCUUCCUUCGUACUGAUAACAGAAUUUGUGUUGCCCUCUCACGUGCCAAGCAUGGGCUGUACAUUACUGGAAAUAUGGACCUUCUUUGUACCUCAAGUGAACUCUGGAAGAAGAUUAAAGAAGAUCUUAUAAAUGAAGAAUCCAUUGGGAAUGCUCUGACUCUUAGGUGUAAAAAUCAUCCUGAUCAGUUAAUGUUAGUAUCAUCAGGUGACGAUUUCGCCAACAAAAGUCCUGAAGGAGGAUGUAAUCAAGUAUGUGGUGGUUCUCUUCCAGACUGCAGGCAUUCUUGUCCCAGAUAUUGCCACGUGGAUGAUCAGAAACAUCGUGAGUAUAAAUGUCAAGUUCCUUGUCCCAAGAUUCUUUGUGAGUUGGACCAUCAGUGUCCAAAGAAAUGUUGGGAAAAGUGUACACCAUGUGAAGUUCCUGUUGCAAAGGUGUUACCUUGUAGUCAUAUUCACAGAAUUCCUUGCCAUGUUGACCCAAGUAGCUACAAGUGUCCAACUGAAGUAAUCAAAGAAAAGCCUCUCUGUCAACACAAGGUUAAGAUGCCUUGCCAUUAUGAUCCAAAAGUAUUUCCUUGUCCCAUGGACUGUGAUACUAGACUGGACUGUGGUCACAAAUGUCGACUAAAUUGUCACCAUACAUCAGACCCAGACCACAUUCUUUACAAUUGUUUAGAAAAUUGUACAAGAUUGAAUGCAGGGUGUUCACAAAACCAUACAUGCCAGAAAAAAUGUUAUGAAGACUGUGGAUCUUGCAUAGUAAAAGUGAAGAAAAUAUUACCAUGUACUCAUGUGGCCAAUAAGGUUGAUUGUUCUGAGCGUGUUGAAGAUAUCAAGUGCCAUAAAUCCUGCAUUAAAACACUCAUGUGUGGUCAUCCAUGUAAGAAAGUGUGUUAUCAAGAAUGUGGCGACUGUGCAGUAAAAGUUAAAAAAACUGUACCAGGUUGUAAUCACAUUGCUGAGAUUGAGUGUGGACUACCAGCCACAAGUAGCAAGUGUGAUGGAAACUGCCUCAAGAAGUUACCAUGUGGUCAUCCUUGCACAAAACGUUGUAUGGAUGAAUGUACUGUCAAUUGCACGGUGUUAACUCCCAAUACUGUGAAGUGCCCUAAAGGUCACUCCUUCAAGCUGCCUUGCCAUUUGAUUAAUAAAGUGAAUGGAGAAGAUGCUUGGGAAUACUGUGAGGAACCUUGCAGUCAGGUGCUGAAAUGUGGACACACUUGUGUGGGUAAUUGUGGCCGCUGCUUUCAAGGACGCGUUCAUGUCUCGUGCUCUCAACCAUGUAAGAAACCACUUGUGUGUGGACACAUGUAAGUAUAGUGAAACACU
Messenger RNA from Cherax quadricarinatus, 1659 nucleotides. NCBI's taxonomy places the organism in Eukaryota, Metazoa, Arthropoda, Malacostraca, Decapoda, Parastacidae. The record is from RefSeq and is a predicted model, not a curated record.